This is a messenger RNA of Nothobranchius furzeri (turquoise killifish), 1319 nucleotides long. It is a transcript of the gene ier5l, whose product is annotated as immediate early response 5-like. The record is from RefSeq and is a predicted model, not a curated record. NCBI's taxonomy places the organism in Eukaryota, Metazoa, Chordata, Actinopteri, Cyprinodontiformes, Nothobranchiidae.
CAGCGCUGAGCUCGGCUCUGUAACUGAACGUGCGUCUCAGCGGCUCCAUGGUUCCGCUCACUGCUGACUCCAACCCUCUGAGAACCACACGAGCUCCGCUCAGAUAAGUGAGACUCGGUUCCGUUCUCCCCGACAGGAGGACCGGGGGACCAUGGAGUGCGCCGUGGACGCGCAGAGCCUCAUCUCCAUUUCGUUGAUGAAGAUCCACAACUCCAGAACCCAAAGAGGGGGCAUCAAGCUGCACAAGAACCUGCUGGUCUCCUACGUGCUGAGGAACGCGCGGCAGGUCUACAUCAAGGAGAAGUACGCGGAGAUCUACCGGAUGCAGCAGUACGAGGAGGUCAUGACGGUCUGCAACGAGAUCCAGGAGCUGAAUCCUCUGGACCCGGAGCCGGAGGACGCGGAGGAGGAGGAUCUAGAGGUGGCGGCGCUCUCGUGCUGCGCUCCGCUCCAGGACGGCGGCGGGAAGGAACCGGAGACUUCGUUCUACCGGAGCUGCUGCAUGGAGACUCCGGGGUCUCCCUGCGACCCGUUCGCCGGUAACGGCAGCCACUGCAACAAAACCACCGUGCUGGACCUGGACACGCAUGUGGUGACCACGGUGGAGAACCGGUACCUGCACCAGGACUGCUGCUGCUCCGCGCCGCAGUGCGCACCGGUGCCGGACUCUCCGGUCCGGAAACGGAAGGGGGACUUCGGGUGUUGCGCGUCCGACUUGGAGGAGGUCUCGGACUUUACUGCGUCCAGAAAGCGAGUGAGACGGGAGGAGUGUACCGAUCCAAACUACACGGACACGUCCAACAUCUCGAACCUGAUUUCCAUCUUCGGUUCGGGGUUUUCGGGUCUGCUGAGCCGCCAGGCGGACCUGGAGCAGAUCUGUAGCAAGCAGGCGCUGGCCAGUCUUGGAGCCUGGACCCGGGCCAUCGUGGCGUUCUGAGUCAAAAACUAUCUGACGUGGACCGGACCGGGCCGGGCUCGGUUCGGGACCAUCAGUUUAUAGACCUCACAGAUCAUGAUUUGCACAUUCCGACAGACCAGGACCCGACGGGACCCGGAUGAGAACGUGGCAAGAGUUUCUGGGAACCCAGAUUCAGCGUCCUGGUCAGCACGCGGGACAGAAUUAUACCUCAGAACACACCUGUGUCUUAAGAUGAGCAAUUUGGGAGAUUCUGUCGCUCAGAUCUGAUUGGAUAAACCGAGCCCCGCCCCCUGGUGUACCUUUACAGGGGAACCAGAACCGGACCUGGAUGGGCUUCCUGCCUUAAACCUGAUGCUCACUGCUGCUAGCCGGACUCAGAGACUGAAUGUGUCCCAAACCC